AUGGCACGCACUUGGAUUAGAAUAAUUUCAAUACUGAGUGGCCUAUUAAUAUUUCUGGUAAUUUUAGUACCAAAUAUAUCUGGAUUUCAAUACACUAUCAAUAGUAUAUUGUCUGGUGAUUCAAUUUCAAAAAAGACAAAUUCAUAUGAUGAACUAUCUGUAUCAGUUAUGCAAAAUAUUGAAUCAUGGAUUGAUACAAACGAUAAUGAAUGUAAUGGCUGUGGAACUUUCGAUGAAAUAAAAGAAAUAGAUGGUCAAAAAAAUCAAAACAUCAAUCUGGAUACGUUAACAGAUGCAUUAAAUUAUGAGCUAAAUAUGUGGAUCAAAAUUAUUGAAAAUAAAUUAAACUCUGUAAUACCAAGUUUAACAAACGAUAUAAAUAAAGAAAUUUCGAAAUUGAUCCAUUUACAAAAUGAUACAGUCUGGUUGCCAUUAUUAAAAGAAUGGGAAAUUAAACAAAAUAUAGAAGAAGUAUCAGUCAAAAGCUAUAUUGACGACAUUCAAUGUGAUGGUGAAUGGAAUCCACACAGUGAAAUGAUGAUAUACUAUAAUAAGGAUACUGGUAAGCGAAUCUCACAAUAUGUAACGAGACCAUUAAUUAAUUCAAUGAUAAGUAAAUCAUUAAACAAUUUAACUGAGUUUUAUAAUAGAUUAAGUUCAACACUUAACGAAGUUUUUAUAACAGAAUAUGAAGCCACAAUAAAUCAAUCAAUUAAUUUGCAUGUGUCAAUGUUUGAGGAAUGGGGGGAAAGUGUGUUUACAGAAUGGUCACAAAGAAUGGCAAAUAAUGAUUUUUUAUGGGACGAAAAGACUAUUCCAAUUUCAAUUUGGGAAAAAUAUUUAACUAUCAAAAAAAAUACAAUAAAUAAAUAUAACGAAUUAAAAAAAUUUCAACCAAUAUCAAGUGAAUGGCAUCGAUUUUUGGAUAACUGCCAAACUCAAUUAAAUGUCACUUUUGACAAAUAUAAUCAAAAUUUAAAUAAACUAAUGGAUUUCGCCGCCAAAGAAUUCGAAAUAAGAGAUUCAAUUGAAAAACCAUGA
Messenger RNA from Arxiozyma heterogenica, 1041 nucleotides. It is a transcript of the gene OSW7, whose product is annotated as Osw7p. The record is from RefSeq and is a predicted model, not a curated record. The transcript has a single exon. NCBI's taxonomy places the organism in Eukaryota, Fungi, Ascomycota, Saccharomycetes, Saccharomycetales, Saccharomycetaceae. The coding region runs from base 1 to 1041 and encodes 346 amino acids.